AUGAAUAUGGCAUCGGCGUGUGGAUCGAGCAUUCCUCAAACGUCCUCCGUGAACGUGCAGGAGUUUUCGAUUAGAGUGCCGAAAAGCGGCCAGAAAAAGCACCAUGUAAUGAGAUUCAAUGGUACGUUGGACAUAGAUUUCUCCAAAUGGACGAAAAUCAGUAUGGAGCGCGAAAACAACAUGAAGGAGUUCAAGGGAACUGACGAGGAAAUGCCGAAGUACGGGGCGGGUUCCGAGUUCGGCAGGGAGGCCAAGGAGGAGGCGCGCAGGAAGAAAUUGGGUAUAAUAGCGAGGAAAUACAAGCCCGAAGACCAGCCUUGGAUAUUGAAGUCCUACGGAAGCACUGUGAAAAAAUUCAAAGAUGGAGCUAUCGAAGCUUUUCCUCUAAAAGAGUGGUACAAAUUCCAACCGAUCCAAAGGUACAAGGCCUUGUCUGCCGAGGAAGCCGAACUGGAAUUCAGCAAGCGAAACAAACAUUUAAAUUUCUUCUCGCUGAUGUUGAGGAAGCGUCUGAAGGGCGAGGAAGAUGCAGAGCUAGACGAAGGCGAGGAGAAAAGCAAAAAAUCCACUUCCAAAAAGGAUAAAGAAUUGAAAAUAUCCGAAAUGGACGAUUGGAUGGACAGUUCCGACGAUGAUUCCUCCGAUGCCGAAGAAAAAGAGGAAGAAGAAAACAAUGAUAAGAAGAAAAAAGCUAAAAAACCAACAAUAAAGAAGAAGAAGAAACGCGAUACUGAUGCCGAAGCAUUCGAAGACUCUGAUGAUGGAGACGGUGAAGGCAGAGAACUGGAUUACAUCAGCGACAGCAGCGAAAGUGAACCAGAAAACAUGAAUUUAGAUGGCGUAUCCGAAGAAAAAGCGCUCAGAAAAUUAUUGAAUUCCGAUGAAGAAUCCGAAGAAGACUCAGAAAAAUCCGAAAAGGAACAAAGCAACGAGGACGAAGAAAACGAAGCCGAGAAGAAGGACGAAGGCGUUGAUAAAGAGAAGAAAAAGAAAAAGAAGAAAAACAAAAAAGAGGUCAAGAAGGAGAAGAAAGAAACCAAGAACGACGAUAACGAUUUCAGUUCAGACAGCAGCUCUGACGACGAAUCGAAGAAGAAGCCCGAAAAGAAAGGCAAGAAAGACGAAAAGGAGCCCAGCAGUGAGAACAGCUCUCGUUCAGCUACUCCUACCGAUAAUAAAAGAAAACUCAUCAACGAUGCAUUGGCAGGGCCUAGUCCCAAGAAAGUUAAAAUGGACAUGCCGAAUUACAUUGCUGGCUCCAACGAAUCCGGUAUUACAGAAGACGCCGUCAGAAAAUAUCUAAUGAGGAAACCCAUGACAACUACGGAACUACUACAGAAAUUCAAAUCCAAGAAGACCGGCUUGUCCAGCGAACAAUUGGUUAAUAUCAUGACUCAAAUUCUGAAAAAAAUCAAUCCAGUUAAGCAGACGCUCAAGGGAAAAAUGUAUUUGUCUAUAAAGUCGUAA
Messenger RNA from Phyllotreta striolata, 1467 nucleotides. Lineage: Eukaryota; Metazoa; Arthropoda; Insecta; Coleoptera; Chrysomelidae. The record is from the annotation of a GenBank genome assembly.